AUGAAUGAUAAAAGCAUAAAUCUUGGAAAACGAAAAGCAUUUGAUGUUGUUGAUGCUAAUAUGGAAAAAAGAAUGCUUCAUCCUCAAAAAUUGGAGCAACAAAAUUACGAGACGUUCAAUAAGGCAUAUCUUAAAUCAAAACAACUUGUAACAGAAGGUGUUUCAAUAGAUGAAAUAUCAAGUAAUAACGACGAACAGAGGAAGCGGAUAGCAAUGGAAAAAUACCGUAUGGGUAUUGAGUAUUUUGAGAAAGCUUUGAAAAUAUCACCAGAUAAAGUAUAUCCUGAGAAACGAAGCGAAGUUAUAACGCAUCGUGAAGCAAUGAAACGAAAUUUAGAAGCAACAAAGGGAAGACUUAGUGAUCUGGAAAAAAUGUUCCCAUCGAAAGGAAAUCGAAAUCUACAGCAUAGACCUGUUCAGUUUGUGUCACCUUCAAUUAGUAAACCACAAACUGCCCAACUAUCCAGUAGGCCAAUCAGCUCCGAAAAGAAAAACAUCAAUUAUUCAAAUGCUCGUACUCGGAGCAAUCUCCUAAAAGGCGUCGAUGACAAAUUUGGUGGUCCGCUGCUAAAUGAAAUUUUGAAUCAAGAUGACGUAAAGAUGAGCGACAUUAUAGGCGCUGAAACAGCCAAACGUGCCCUGGAAGAAACAGUUAUUUUACCGACUGUUAAUCCAUCCUUAUUUUCUGGUCUUCGUCAACCUGCGCAGGGAAUUUUACUAUUUGGUCCGCCAGGAAACGGCAAAACAUUACUGGCUCGUGCUGUAGCUGGAGAAUGUGGUUCAACGAUGUUCCUGAAUGUUUCAGCAGCUUCACUAACUUCAAAAUGGGUUGGUGAUGCUGAAAAAAUUGUCCGCGCUUUAUUUCAAAUUGCUCGUAAUGGGCAACCAACAAUCAUAUUCAUCGAUGAAAUUGACUCCAUUUUGUGUGAACGUAAUGAGAAGGAAACUGAGGUUUCAAGACGUAUGAAAACGGAAUUUCUAAUUCAAAUGGAUGGUAUGUUAUCGUCAAAAGAUGAUCGUUUACUGGUGAUUGGUGCAACAAAUCGCCCUGAAGAGCUCGAUUCAGCCAUUCUACGCCGAUUUCCAAAACGAAUUCUCAUUGAUGUACCAAAUGCAGCAGCACGCCUUAAACUAAUCAUGUCAUUGCUCGAGAAAACGAAAACUUCAUUUGACCUCGGUCUUACACAAAGGCAAAUCCUUGCAGAAUGGACGCAUGGAUACUCCAAUUCGGACUUGGUUGCUCUUUGUCGUGAAGCUGCGAUGGUGCCAAUUCGUGACCUAUCACGUAAGGAUAUAAAAAAUUUAGUCAGUACGGAACUUCGGCCGAUAACACUACGUGAUUUUGAGAUUGCAAUGAAAGCUAUCAAACCUUCAACAAAUGAACGGAUGUUGCAGAAGUUACGGAAAUAUGCAGCAACAGCUGGGCAGUCUGACUGA
This is a messenger RNA of Brugia malayi, 1437 nucleotides long. RefSeq names its product ATPase, AAA family protein (gene Bma-spas-1). Gene Ontology annotation, molecular function: ATP binding; ATP hydrolysis activity. Lineage: Eukaryota; Metazoa; Nematoda; Chromadorea; Rhabditida; Onchocercidae. The record is from RefSeq and is a predicted model, not a curated record. Bases 1 to 1437 code for a protein of 478 amino acids. Gene Ontology annotation, cellular component: microtubule cytoskeleton. The transcript has 8 exons.